Molecule: messenger RNA, 1923 nt
Organism: Aspergillus heteromorphus CBS 117.55
Lineage: Eukaryota; Fungi; Ascomycota; Eurotiomycetes; Eurotiales; Aspergillaceae
Product: C2H2 zinc finger protein
Exons: 1
Coding region: 1-1923 (640 amino acids)
Biological process (GO): regulation of transcription by RNA polymerase II
Cellular component (GO): nucleus
Molecular function (GO): RNA polymerase II cis-regulatory region sequence-specific DNA binding; DNA-binding transcription factor activity, RNA polymerase II-specific
Source: RefSeq, a predicted model, not a curated record
AUGGCCGCAUUGAUGCAAUCGAAUAACGAACCUGUCUCUAUCUCUAAGCCUUUGUCUGGGGCGUCCAACUCAAUAAUCCCAGCUCCAUCGGAACCUGUCACCUUCCUAAAACAAUCAAAACCUGAUUCGAGUCUGACUUCAAUUGCUAGCGCCGGACUGAACGUUUCGCGCUCGGGAGAUUCCUUGCCCCCGAUGACAACAACAGCGCCCUCGGCCACCGGGCCACCAGAUCGACCACAGGAACAUGAAAAGGAAUCAGAUCAGCACAGUUCACAGGUUGCGAGAGAGGCUCUUGGGGCCAGCGAGAAGCAGGCCAACCCCAUCAAUGAGAGUAUACAAGCGUCGCCAGAUCAAAUGCAGGUAGAUUCUCAUCCAGCGCCGGGGAACGUGCAUGAUGCUUUCGGGGCAGCCGAUAACAACACGACGCUCAUGAACACCUCAACUGUAGCCAGCCCUGGUCCGAUCGAGGAAUCGACUUCCCAGGAUGGCGAUCGUUCUCACCACCGUGAGGAUGGUGAAAUCUCGCAAGAAUCAGGCAACAAGGCCUUUUCAUACCCGAUGCCCACUGCCAAUUUUAACGAUCCUCGGCGAGGUCUAAGUCUACCCGGUUCUGGAUUUCACAAAGGACAGCGGUCCCCGUCGGCGAAGAAGCAUCGCUGCCCUUAUUGUGCCACUGAAUUCACAAGACACCAUAAUCUUAAGAGCCAUCUCCUCACCCAUAGCCAGGAAAAGCCUUAUGUGUGUCAAACAUGCCAGUCGCGCUUUCGUCGGUUGCAUGAUCUGAAAAGGCACACGAAACUCCAUACUGGCGAACGGCCACAUAUUUGCCCCAAGUGUGGACGCAGAUUUGCCCGCGGCGAUGCUCUAGCUCGUCAUAACAAGGGCCAGGGCGGAUGCGCAGGGCGUAGAGCAAGCAUGGGAAGCUAUGUUCCCGAGGAAGAAUACGGUGACGCUACAGCACCGGGAGGCACCGAGGAUACUAUGGAGGGCCUUGUCUACGCCGAGCCAGAGCGUAUGGAUGAGGAAGAAGAACGGCGGCUCAAUAUGCCUAGCAUCAAGAAGCAUGAUAUGUCGACGGAUUCGAUAUCCCGUUCCAACACUACAACAAGUUACCAGCCACGCCAGCCGAGCACCUAUCCCCCAAUUGCCUCGGGCAGACCUUCCCCAGGGGGUCUCUUCCCUCCACCAAGCCACGCUGGCUCCAGCACAUCGACUUCUCCCAUAUCACAGUCCGGGAACAUGACAUUUCCACCUCCUGGUCAGCACUCUGGUUCAUCUGUUUUCCCCACCAAUAUCACAGAGAGCCCAAAACCGUUAUCACCAAAUGCAUUGUCAUCACAUCAACUUGGCCAUGGCCCGGAUAAUAAUGUCCAACUCCAUCGUGCUCAUUCUCCCGGUAUGGCCCAGUCGUUCCAACAGCAACCGUAUAACAGGGCAGGUCCCUCUUCUACCUCCGUCGCAACCCAUGCUGCUUCGGGUUUGGGUCUACCCCCGCCGCAACCGGGUGCUCCCCAGCUCCCUCCACCACCUGGGAUGAGCUCUACUGACUCCCGAUUUGCACUACAUUCGCAAGGCUCCGUCCCACCAGCACCUUCAAAUGCGAAACACACAUCAUCCCACGGUCACUCCAGCAACCAUAGUGGCUCGUUAUCCUCGAAGCCUGGCCUGGAGGGGGCUUCGAACAGUGGCAGCCAACUCCCCAGCCCCCAUGAAACCGCCUACAUUGAACAAAGUCGGGACCGCGAAGACAAGCUUUGGGCCUAUAUUCGCACGGUGCAUGAAGAACUCAGUGGGUUGAAAACCGAGGUUGCCGCGCUGAGAGCUCAACUUGCGUCUGCGAAUGUCAAUGCGUUAGCAAUGUCCAAUUCUAAUGCACCGCAGCCUCAAACGGAGGCAAACUCUGUCAGCACUGCAACACGAUGA